AUGCUGCACAAUGGCGUUGCCCGCCCUACCGCUUUCAUCUGGGAGCCAGAGCCGGAGGAGCAGUGGGGCGACGAGAGCGAUAGCGAAGAGAGCGACGACGGAGACGAGUACGGCGAAGCCGACCGUGAGAAGGCACGAUCCGCUAACCUAGACGGGUACUGGGGCACCGAUCGCAUACGCCGUGUCCUGCGCGAGCAGACCUUUCAGUACAUGAACACCGCUCUCGGCACCCGCGCCUGGCGGCAUGCCUACCCAGCCAUCCACCGAGAGCUGGCAAGAGAUGGACAAGCACGCGACUGGUUGGAAGUGCUCUACUGGAACAAAGCGCCGGCGAAGAGCAACGCGCAAGCGUUGCAGUCCGGCCACAGCCUUAAAACAGAGGAGGGCAACUACGGCCGCUCCAUGAUGGAGUCUCCCUUUCAGACCAUGGCUGAGCGGGAGGAGUUCUGGCGGGUGAGCAUGGACUGGCAUUGCGUGCUGGAGUUUGCAUCUGCCUGGGAGGACGGCCGCAUGCACCCCGGUGUUCGCGCGGAGAUGGUAGCGCAGCAAGAGAAGCAGGCGCUCCAGCGCUGGUCGUCGCUCGCGAUGGUGGACCUCAAGGCAGAGUUCAGGCGACUCGCUGGACGGCCGGACGCCGAGUAUCGUGGCAAGCAAGAAGAAAGCCUCAAGGCUGUGAUGCAGCGACGGCUGCGCGUGCUAGUUGUUAUGGCUACUGGCACCGGCAAGAGUAUGCUGUUUAUGCUGCCCGCGUCUGUCUCGCCAGGCGGCGUCUCCGUGGUCGUGGCUCCGUUGAAUGCCUUGCGAGACGAUCUGCAAGAUCGCUGCGACCAGCUCGGCAUCCCCUGCGCGAAGUGGGAUGGAAGAAGACCGCCGUACUGGGCUCGUAUUGUGCUGGUGACGCCUGAGAGCGCAGUCACGAAGGCGUUCGGCAGGUUCAUUGACGAAAAGCGCAUGCUCCAUCAGCUAGAUCGUAUCGUGAUAGACGAGUGCCACGUGCUGCUGGAGUCGACACAGGACUGGCGGCCAGACCUCCUCAAGAUGGUGGAGAUGACGGAGAAGGGCACACAGGUUGUCUACCUGACUGCAACCUUGCCGCCCACGCUGCAGCCCGCCUUCUUGCACACCGCAGGGCUCGAUGCCCAGACCGUAACCAUAUGCCGCGAUGAACGCACCACGCGAACGAACAUUGCGUACCAGGUGCUAGAGUACACACGUGGCACGCUAGAAAAAGUACUUAUUAAGCUCGUGGCUGCGAAGAGGAGUAGGUACGGACCCAAGGCGCAGAUCAUCGUCUAUUGUCCAACUGUGGACGAGACGAAACGGCUUGCGAAGCUUCUGCAGUGCUCUGCAUACUACCGUCAGAUGGGCUCAGACGAGGAAAAGGCACGCAUGGUGCGAAGCUUCACCCUGGGCAUAGAGAAGCUUUGUACAGCCACGAACAUGCUGGGUCUUGGGCUCGACGCUGCAGGCGUCCGGGUGGUGAUCCACGUUGCCAUGUGUCCCCUGCUGCUCCAAUAUGUGUAA
Ascochyta rabiei is the source of this 1524-nucleotide messenger RNA. RefSeq lists its product as uncharacterized. Gene Ontology annotation, biological process: double-strand break repair via homologous recombination. Gene Ontology annotation, molecular function: nucleic acid binding; four-way junction helicase activity; ATP binding. Bases 1 to 1524 code for a protein of 507 amino acids. NCBI's taxonomy places the organism in Eukaryota, Fungi, Ascomycota, Dothideomycetes, Pleosporales, Didymellaceae. The transcript has a single exon. Gene Ontology annotation, cellular component: cytoplasm; chromosome. The record is from RefSeq and is a predicted model, not a curated record.